Molecule: messenger RNA, 2210 nt
Organism: Vitis riparia (riverbank grape)
Lineage: Eukaryota; Viridiplantae; Streptophyta; Magnoliopsida; Vitales; Vitaceae
Exons: 6
Coding region: 384-1535 (383 amino acids)
Source: RefSeq, a predicted model, not a curated record
AAAUCGCUUUCUUCUACCUUUGCCCAUCUAUUUGUUCAGAGCCUGGUCGAGACCAAUCUCUUUCUUCUUCUUCAUCGUGGCUAGUCUCUCUUUGCUUAAUAGCCGUUGGAUCUGUUGACUUCUGAUUGUCCCUUAGGCUUUCUUUCGCCACACUCCAGCCCUUCCCUUUGAUCCGAUUCUUCAUUGGUGGGGUUUUCUCCUAAGAUUUAGAUUUUAAGAAUUUGACGACACUUAUCUUGAUAUUCUUCAAUAACUUUUGGCUCCAAUACAUUUACAUCAAAUUCUAGGAAAUUUUCAUAUUCUUAGAAUUUUCCUGCCAAUUUAGGGUUUAUAGGACGAAGAAGAAAUUAGGGUUUUUUUCGUCCUCUUUUUAGUGCGUGGAUAUGCUGGGGGCGGGAUUACACUUUGGACAUAGCCGAGGAGAUGAUCGGUCUUACAAUCCGGUGAAAGCGCGGAAGAUUAAUCGAGAGCAAAUUCGUAGAGCUCAGAGUGAUAUAAGUGGGGUCCUGAAAGAGGAGAAAUCGGUAACCUGGACGAGUAAGGAAUCGGACGAAUCCCGGAAGCCCAAUGCUGCGCCGGGAGACGAACCGAUGUUGUCGAAGUCGAGUAAUCUUGAGCGGUUUUUGGAAUCUGUUAUCCCAACUGUUCCUGCUCAGUAUUUGUCCAAGACAAUGAGGGGGUGGCGGACAUGUGAUGUAGAAUUCCAACCUUACUUUGAGCUUGGUGAUUUAUGGGAGUCUUUUAAAGAGUGGAGUGCUUAUGGUGCAGGAGUGCCUUUGGUUUUGAAUGACAGUGAUUGUGUUGUUCAGUACUAUGUCCCUUACUUGUCGGGUAUUCAAAUAUAUGGCAACUCCAAGAAGUCAUCUGUGAAAUCAAGGCGACCAGGGGAGGAAAGCGAUGGUGACAACUUUAGGGAUUCCAGUAGUGAUGGAAGCAGCGAUUGUGAACUGGAUAGAGGAUUGAAAUUCUCAAGGGAGCAACAGAAUUAUCAUGUAACAAGUGAUGUUCCUCUUAGAAUUGAUGGGUUGUCUUUGACAGAUCAUCAAGAAGACUUUUCCAGUGAUGACAGCGAAUCUGGGAAUUCUAGAGGAUGUCCACUUUUUGAAUAUCUAGAACAUGACCCUCCUAAUGGCCGGGAACCUUUAGCUGACAAGAUAUCUGAUCUUGCCUUUCGGUUUCCUGAGCUGAAGACACUUAGAAGUUGUGAUUUACUACCUUAUAGUUGGGUUUCAGUGGCCUGGUAUCCAAUAUACAGAAUACCAACAGGCCCAACGUUAAGAGAUUUGGAUGCUUGUUUUCUGACAUUCCAUUCUCUUCACACACCCAUGAAAGGUGCUCAAAGUGAGAUGGAUGGGGUCACCGAGAUUUCCUUGCCUGUUUUCGGUCUUGCUUCAUAUAAAUUCAGAGGAUCCUUAUGGACCCCUAAUGGAGGGCGUGACUGCCAAUUGACAAACUCCCUUUUGCAGGCUGCUGACGAUCGGCUAAGGCUGCUUGAGGUCAAUCACCCAGAUUUCCUGUUUUUCUGCCGUAGAUGAAGUUAAGGGAUAGUUGCCUCUCAAAGAAUUCGUGCUCCUACCAUUCUGGAAGAGAAGCCCAACUCAUUUGCUGCCACAUGCUCGUCAGUCCACCUUAGAAAUAAAAUCCUGCAUCUAAUACCGAGAUCAAGAUGGCUAGUUGAGUUAGGGGUGUUUCUCUGAUUUGGUUUCCUGGUUACUUAUAAUAAGUUAUUUAAAAAGGAAAAAUCUGAAGAAAAAUAAAAUAAAAAGUUCAAAAAGCUAUGGAAGGGAAGGAAAAGAACCCUAAUAAGGCUCCAAGAAAAGAGACUGAAGCAAAUAUUUGCUGGAGAAGCUGCAGAAUGCCGUGCUAAGUCUGAGCAGUAGAUGGUAUGAUUUGCUCUGCGUUCAUGUGGUGUGUUCUUUUAGUAUACAUAUUUCUGGUUAUAUUAUGAGAAAACAGGCACUUUUUUCUGUCCUGAUGAUCAGUACGUAGGUUGUAAUAUUUUAUUUAAACAUUUUUAGGGGAUUUUGAUAGGGUGCAGGUAUCAAAUUUUAGCUUCCCCCAUGUAUGUAUCUGAAACUAACCAUUAUGCCUUCUUAAGUUUGUGUACUGGAUAACUGUAUUAUAGGAGUUGAUACGAGUGACUUGGUGUUUAGUAAAUGAAUAGUUCAGAUUGUUGGACUUCACCUGUUAUCAGACAUUUAAUUUGAUAA